Messenger RNA from Centropristis striata (black sea bass), 4933 nucleotides. RefSeq names its product VPS35 retromer complex component (gene vps35). The record is from RefSeq and is a predicted model, not a curated record. Gene Ontology annotation, biological process: intracellular protein transport; retrograde transport, endosome to Golgi. The transcript has 17 exons. The coding region runs from base 328 to 2637 and encodes 769 amino acids. Lineage: Eukaryota; Metazoa; Chordata; Actinopteri; Perciformes; Serranidae. Gene Ontology annotation, cellular component: late endosome; retromer, cargo-selective complex; retromer complex.
CUAUCAUUGAUCCGACUUCACUUAUAGCGUCCUGAGUUCUUCCUGAACAUCUACAUAUGUUUUUGUGAAGAAAAUGAAGAAAUAGCUUUGCAAGAGCGAUCUGAAAAACUGUUAAAUAUGCUUUUCUACAGAAAUCUUUUUGCAUUUUUAAUAUGGGAGUCAAUGGGGCUGUUGGUGCAUGUUGGUGGCGCAUCUGUGCGUCCUACGCCCAAACUAUAACUCUGACAGCUUUACCAGAGGAUUCCAACCACACAGCAGUCUCCCCAGGAUGAGCAGGAGAAGCUCCUGGAUGAAGCUGUGCAGGCUGUCAAGGUCCAGUCGUUCCAGAUGAAGAGAUGUCUGGACAAGAACAAGCUGAUGGAUGCCCUGAAGCACGCCUCCAACAUGCUGGGUGAGCUGAGGACCUCCAUGCUUUCUCCAAAGAGCUACUAUGAGCUCUAUAUGGCUAUCUCUGACGAACUCCACUACCUAGAAGUUUAUCUGACUGAUGAGUUUGCCAAAGGACGCAAGGUGGCAGAUCUUUAUGAGCUGGUUCAGUAUGCAGGCAACAUCAUCCCCAGACUCUAUCUGCUGAUCACAGUGGGCGUGGUGUAUGUUCGCUCCUUCCCCCAGUCGCGUAAGGACAUCCUGAAGGACCUGGUUGAGAUGUGUCGCGGUGUCCAGCACCCACUCAGGGGCCUCUUCCUCAGAAACUACCUGCUGCAGUGCACCCGCAACAUACUGCCAGAUGAUGGAGAGCAGCCAGAGGGAACAGAGGAGAUGACCGGUGAUAUCAACGACUCCAUCGACUUUGUCCUUCUGAACUUUGCUGAGAUGAACAAGUUAUGGGUUCGAAUGCAGCACCAGGGUCACAGCCGAGACAGAGAGAAGAGAGAAAAAGAACGACAAGAACUUAGGAUUCUGGUGGGCACCAACCUUGUUCGCCUCAGCCAGCUGGAGGGUGUCAACGUGGAAAAGUACAAGCAGAUUGUUCUGGCUGGAGUGCUGGAGCAGGUUGUGAACUGCAGAGACUCAUUGGCUCAGGAGUAUCUCAUGGAGUGCAUCAUUCAGGUUUUCCCAGAUGAGUUCCAUCUUCAGACCUUGAACCCUUUCCUACGUUCCUGUGCUGAGCUCCAUCAACAUGUCAAUGUCAAGAACAUCAUCAUUGCCCUCAUUGACAGACUGGCUCUGUUUGCUCAUCGAGAGGACGGCCCUGGCAUUCCAGCUGAGAUCAAACUGUUUGACAUCUUCUCUCAGCAAGUAGCUACUGUCAUUCAGUCUCGCCAGGACAUGCCAUCAGAGGACGUAGUCUCUCUGCAGGUCUCUCUCAUCAACUUGGCCAUGAAAUGCUACCCUGACCGUGUUGACUAUGUUGAUAAGGUCCUGGAGAGUACUGUGGAGAUAUUCAACAAGCUCAACUUGGAACACAUAGCGACCAGCAGCGCCGUGUCAAAGGAACUGACCCGUCUGCUGAAGAUACCAGUUGAUACCUACAACAACAUUCUGACUGUGCUGCAGCUCAAGCACUUCCCACCUCUCUUCGAGUACUUCGACUAUGAGUCACGCAAGAGCAUGAGCUGCUAUGUGCUGAGCAACACACUGGACUACAACACCACCAUUCUGGCACAGGAACAGGUCGAUGCCAUCUUGAACUUGGUAUCCACAUUGAUACAGGACCAGCCAGACCAACCAGCUGAUGAUCCUGAUCCUGAGGACUUUGCUGAGGAGCAGAGCCUUGUGGGGCGUUUCAUCCACCUGCUCCACUCUGAAGAUCCUGAUCAACAGUAUCUUAUUCUGAACACAGCCCGGAAACACUUUGGUGCUGGUGGAAACCUGAGGAUUCGCUACACACUCCCUCCUCUGGUGUUUGCUGCCUAUCAGCUGGCCUUCAGAUACAAGGAGAACUCUUCAUUGGAUGACAAGUGGGAAAAGAAGUGUCAGAAGAUCUUUUCCUUCGCCCAUCAGACCAUCAGUGCACUUAUCAAGGCUGAGCUUGCUGAGCUGCCUCUACGACUCUUCCUGCAGGGAGCACUGGCUGCUGGAGAGAUUGGCUUUGAAAACCACGAGACUGUAGCUUAUGAGUUCAUGUCACAGGCCUUCUCUCUGUACGAGGAUGAGAUCAGUGACUCUAAAGCCCAGCUGGCAGCCAUCACACUGAUCAUCGGUACCUUUGAGAGAAUGCGGUGUUUCAGCGAGGAGAACCACGAGCCACUGAGGACUCAGUGUGCGCUGGCUGCGUCCAAGCUGCUAAAGAAACCCGACCAGUGCCGAGCUGUCAGUAUCUGCGCCCAUCUCUUCUGGUCCGGUCGCAGCACUGACAAAAAUGGUGAAGAGAUCCGUGAUGGCAAGCGGGUGAUGGAGUGUCUAAAGAAAGCCCUGAAGAUUGCCAACCAGUGUAUGGACCCAUCACUGCAAGUCCAGCUUUUCAUUGAAAUCCUCAACAGAUACGUCUGUUUCUACGAGCGGGAAAACGAUGCGGUGACUGUCCAGGUAUUAAACCAGCUUAUCCAGAAGAUCAGGGAAGAUCUUCCCAACCUGGAAGCCUGUGAGGAAACGGAGCAGAUCAAUAAGCACUUCCACAACACACUGGAGCAUCUUCGCCUGCAAAGAGAGUCCCCUGAGUCUGAGGGCCCCGCCUAUGAGGGCCUGGUCCUUUAAAACUGUUUCAGGUUGGAAGGAUGAGAAGUCCAUCCAUAAAUAUGUCACUAUAUUAUGAAUAUACAACAGCACACACUCACAAGAACACACAAAAUCCCAUUCUGUAGGCCGGGGAAAAAAAUGUUACGGAGAGAAAAAAUAACUUUUUGGAACCUGGUCUCGCAGGAAUCCGUGAAAUAGCCACGGAUUCGCUUAACUCAAAAUCUGUGGAAUAGCCACGGAAUCACUCAAAUUUCUGUGAAACUGACACGGAUUUCACUACAAUGCAAGUUAAUGACAGUCAUAUCCCGUGGCUAUUCCAUGGAUAUUUUUUCCUAUUGGUUUGUUCCAAGUCACGUGACUUUCAAGGUUCCAGCGGUCAGAACAAAAAACAUGGCGGACAGUUCUCUCAUUUUUAGUGAAAAAAAUCAAUAUUUUGACUUAGUUUCUGCAUAAAAAUGGAUUAUGAUUACAUUUCUAGCGAGAAAUAUGUUUUAUUUUCUAAAUAUUCACUCAGUGAAUGUACAUAAUCACUUUGUAUGUUGGAAUAGCCACGGGAUAUAACUGUCAUUAACUUGCAUUGUAGCGAAAUCCGUGUCAGUUUCACGGAAAUUUGAGUGAUUCCGUGGCUAUUCCACAGAUUUUGAGUUAAGCGAAACCGUGGCUAUUUCAUGGAUUUCUGUGAGACCAUGUUGACUUUUUGAUUAUUAAUAUUAAUUUUACUGCAUAAUUUCCUCUUGACUGUCCCUCUGUAGCAGAACUGGAGAUGUUACAUUUUAAAAAGCGUGUGCCAGCAGCCCUGCACUUACCUUCAGUGUGUACUUGUGGCAAGUCGUAAGCACCAUUCCUUAUAAAUUCCUGCUUGACUAAUUUGUCUUAAGCCUGUAUCAUUUAAUUGUUAAUAGUAGACUUACUAGCUGUAAAAGGCUUAUCCACUGAACCAUCUCACUUGUUCACGUCUCUCCAUAUUGAGAAGUGAACGUAUUAGCGUGAGUGUAUAACGGCUACAGGAUCUAGUAGUGGUGUCACAUCUGUAUUGCAUACGAGCUUGUUUCCACCCCUAAAUAAUCAAUAACAGUAAGUUAUUCAGGACGGCUUUCUGGUCCCAACCAAACUGAACACCAGACAAAUGGAAGCAUAUGCAAACUUUGGCCUUGUAGAACCUGAUAAUGUAAUAAAUUCCCGAUAAUGUAAUAACCCCGAUAAUGUAAUAAAAAUCUGCACUUGAGUCCAUUGAAAAUGUAUUAAAACCUGAUAAUGUAAUAACGUCCCGAUAAUGUAAUUCACUUUUUUACCCAUAAUCCUGAUAAUGUAAUAAUUCCCCAAUAUUGUAAUAAUUUAACAGCAGACCACCCAUUACUUGAGUUCAAGUCCUGAUAAUGUAAUAAUUCCCCAAUAUUGUAAUAAUUUAACAGCAGACUGCACUUUAUUACAUUAUCGGGAAGUUAUUACAUUAUCAGGUUUUAUUACAUUUUCAAUGGACGCAAGUGCAGAUUUUUAUUACAUUAUUGGGAUUAUUACAUUAUCAGGAAUUUAUUACAUUAUCAGGUUCUACAGGCCUCACAGCAAUGACGUAACACUGUUGUUCCCAUUAAGAACUGAGGAAUAUUUUAGAACAGAAAACCUUUCAUUUCAGUUAAUAAUUGUGAAGCCUGGCACAAUCCUAAGUUCUUCUGCCAUUCCACCUGGUUAUAUAAUUAUCUCUCAAAUCUCAUAAUUUGAAGGCGGGAAAUUUGUCAUCAUUUUUAAAAGAUCUUAUCCUCUCAUCAUACAUCAGCUGUGUUUCUUUUUAGCAACAUCAGAUUUUUCUCAAACAUUUUAUGGACAUUAUAUUUUACGUAUUUGUUUAUUCUGAACUCCUCACAAAAAGACCAACCGGUUCAGAACUGCAGCAUGUGUUUGCAUGGUUAAGCGUGCUUGUACUAUAAGGCCUGGUUUUCAGUUUACUUUAUAUGGAUCCCACCAACUACAAUGUCUGACUUUUUCAUUAUUUUGUUGAUCAAUGAGAUUCUGUUGCUUUGUGACACUGUCAUUUGGGAUUAAUCUGCUAUGGGGGGCGCAGAGAUUCCUCAUGAUUGUAUGGUAGUUGACAAGUUGCCAUAAUGAGUAACAGUAAUGUACACCUUUGCUGCAGCAUCGGACAGUGUCUUCUGUUUUUUCUUGCUUUGCUAUUGUUGAUUUGUUGGAGGCCGUAUUGACCGAUUUCUCUCCCCUUUUUAAAUCUGUGUGUAAACCAACUUGUAAAUCAAAUAAAGAAAAACAGAUUAAAUAGCAAUUAUCAUUGUCAUUUGCUGAAAUAAAAUUGAAGUUAACAAUA